AUAAUUAAUGAAGUGAAUAACUAUUAAUAACUAUCUGUCUGUUUGAGUGAGUGCAUGCAUAAUUAAUGAGUUCGUGCUAUACUGAACUGUCUGUCUGUUUGAGUGAGUGCAUGCAUAAUUAAUAUCCAAUAGCUAUUAAUGAGUGCAUGCAUAAUUAAUGAGUCCAAUAACUAUUAAUAACUGUCUGUCUGUUUGAAUGAGUGCAUAAUUAAUGAGUCCAGUAAACCUCAUGCAUAAUUAAUGAGCUCAAUAACUAUUAAUAACUGUCUGGUGCAAUGAAUACGGAUUUCCGUAAAUUUUUGGUAUACUUAAACCACGUGUAGUCCAAAAUGGCAGAAAGAGAGAACAAGGAGAUUCUUCCUUUUGAAAAGACUCCAGAGUCCCUCCUUUUAGGAGGUUCAGCAUCCGCUAAGAUAGUCCCACGGGAAGAGACCGUCACUCAACAGUUAGUUAGUCCAAGAUUAGUCCACAAGCAUUAUGAUCCACAUGACCUCGUCUCUCUAGCUGCACAGGUUCAGCAAGCUGAUGAAUUUGUGCAGGCUACAACUACUGGUAAACUGCAGGUGGUUGUUGAUCAAAUCCGCUAUUUACAAGAGCAGGCUCAUAAGAUAUUGUUGUCAGCUAAAAGAGAUGCUCAGCUCCAUCAUGCUGCUUGUAAUUUUGUAAAGGUACCAGGCAAAAUCUAUCAUCUGUACGAGAAGAAGAAUGGAACCUCCUAUUUCUCAAUGCUCUCCCCUGAAGAGUGGGGCGGAAACCCUCCUAAUACGUUUCUUGGUUCUUAUAAAUUGGAGUUUGAUCGUUCAUGGACUCCACUGGCCGAGAUCAAUGAGAGAGAAAAAGAUAUUGGCUCAAUUCAUAAAGCAAUAAUGUCCGCCAUGCCAUCUAGCGAUGAGCCUCAAUCCUGAGAAAAGAUUUUAUUUAUUUAUUUUAUUUCAAUAAAAAAUAACAAAUGGUGUGAUGAUAAAUAACGAUCGUGACUCCAUUACUAAUAAUAACAAUAAUAAUAAUAAUUUAAAUAAUAAUAAAUACGACAGAAAAUAAUGACAAUUUUAAAAUAA
Messenger RNA from Amphimedon queenslandica, 1058 nucleotides. RefSeq lists its product as uncharacterized. The transcript is spliced from 5 exons. Lineage: Eukaryota; Metazoa; Porifera; Demospongiae; Haplosclerida; Niphatidae. Bases 330 to 905 code for a protein of 191 amino acids. The record is from RefSeq and is a predicted model, not a curated record.